Messenger RNA from Sceloporus undulatus (fence lizard), 3835 nucleotides. RefSeq names its product wiskott-Aldrich syndrome protein family member 3-like. Gene Ontology annotation, biological process: actin cytoskeleton organization; positive regulation of Arp2/3 complex-mediated actin nucleation. The coding region runs from base 306 to 1826 and encodes 506 amino acids. The transcript has 9 exons. Lineage: Eukaryota; Metazoa; Chordata; Lepidosauria; Squamata; Phrynosomatidae. Gene Ontology annotation, molecular function: actin binding; protein kinase A regulatory subunit binding; Arp2/3 complex binding. The record is from RefSeq and is a predicted model, not a curated record. Gene Ontology annotation, cellular component: cytoskeleton.
GCUCAGAGGGAGGCGAGCGCGCAGCUCCAGAAGCAGCAGCAGCAGCCUUGCAAGCUUUGCCCAGAAGAGCUGCUGCUGCUGCUGCAGUUGCAUGCUCUUUGCAGCCCCCGCCUCGGCUGUGAGCAUGACUGGGGGUGGCCAGAGGAUCCGGGGCGGAGGGGGCUUGCCUUGAGACCCCCUCCUGCAAGGGCUGAGCCCCCCAAAACCGCCUCCAGCCCCAGCAGGAGAUUGGUGCCCCCCAGCCAGCAGGUGACCCAUUGCAAAAAAAGGAAAAGGGCGAGGAGCCCCGGUGAGUCCUUGGAAAGAUGCCUUUGGUAAAGCGGAACAUCGAGCCGCGCCAUUUGUGCCGCGGCGCCCUUCCGGAUGGCGUGACCAGUGAACUGGAAUGCGUGACCAACAGCACCUUAGCUGCCAUCAUUAAGCAACUGGGAAGCCUCAGCAGACAUGCUGAAGAUAUUUUUGGAGAACUGUUCAAUGAAGCCAAUAGUUUCUACAUGCGGAUGAAUUCCCUCCAGGAGCGAGUGGACCUUCUGGUGAUCAAGGUCACCCAGCUGGACUCCACAGUGGAGGAAGUCUCGUUGCAGGACAUCAACAUGCGGAAAGCAUUCAAGAGCUCCACCAUCCAGAACCAGCAAGUCGUGUCGCGCAACUCCAUCCCCAAUCCUGUGAUGGAGAUGUACCAACGCUGUGACAAACCUCCACCACUCAACAUCCUCACUCCUUAUAGAGAUGACAAAAAAGAUGGUUUGAAAUUCUACACUGACCCUUCCUAUUUCUUCAACUUGUGGAAAGAAAAGAUGCUGCAAGCCACAGAAGAUAAGAGGAAAGAGAAACGCAGGCAGAAGGAGCAGCGACUUGUGGAGGACUCAACCCGGGAAGUGAAGAAAGUGCGGAAAGCCCGCAACCGGCGCCUGGAGUGGAACAUGAUGGCCUACGAUAAGGAAUUCCGUCCCGAUAACAGGUUCUCACCAUCCCCAUAUCACAUGGCCUCAUCGGAAGGAUCACUGUCCCCCGAUAAUAGAUCUUAUGCAUCCGAUGUAGCUGAUCACUCAUACCCGGCCAGUCCUAACCAUCCUAUCCAGCAGAUCUUAGCUCCGGCUUCACACCUGGCAGCAGACAACAAGGAGGUCAUCCUGGUGGCUAGCCAAGCCCAGGAGCAUAUCUACAGACCCCCAGCAGCCGGAAGCCGCCAGAACAGUCUCAGCCGGGUCCAACAGCCUCAUGUGCCGCAGCCGCCAGAGACUAUGCUAAAUGGACCAAGGCCUCAGAUAGUCAAGGAUUAUGGCCCCCAACAGGUGCAGAUGGCCGAAUACUUUGUGCCCCCCGCUCCUCCGCCGCCUCCUCCCGUCAUCCCCUCGGCACAAACAGCCUUCGACAGCCCCAUAUCGGCCCCUCCGGCCACUACGGCCGCCUCUGCCGCUCAUGCUGCCUAUGCCCCCUCCCCACCUCCGGCUCCACCUUGCCCCUACUCCGCUUCUCCCCCUCAGACUGGCCCCAUGGGGCCUCCUGUUGCCCCACCGCCCCCGCCCCCCGGCCCCCCAACGGUGACCGCUUCGCCCGCUCACUCCGCCUCGCCCCCGGCCCUGACGGUCGAACCCCGCAAGCAGCAGAUCUCCCUGAUCCCAAUGAGCGAUGCCAGAAGCGACCUCUUGGCUGCAAUCCGCCGGGGAAUCCAGCUCCGGAAAGUUCAAGAGCAGUGGGAGCAAGAGGCCAAGAAGGAGCCGGUGGGCAACGACGUGGCCACGAUCCUCUCCCGCAGGAUUGCCGUCGAGUACAGCGAGUCGGACGACGACUCGGAGCUGGAUGAGAACGAGUGGUCGGAUUGAGAAAGGCGGAAGAGCGCGGCCAUGGUGGGGUCAGGUGGGGAGAGGUCCCCCCAAUCCUUCUGGCCACUUUUCCCCGGUCAGGGGUGUGUGUGUGUGUGUGUUGGGGGGUGGGUUAGUGGCCGAUCCCUGCAGGUAUUUUCCAGCCGUUGCUGGUUGCAGCAGCGUCUUGCGUUCAGGAGCUUUGCUUUUGUGCCAUGUUGCAUCGUUGAACAUAUUUCCAAGUGGCCUCUUUGUGGGCAAGUGUGCAUUAGUGACUCUUGUCUUUCAGAAAAAGAAAAAUUUGGGGGGGGGGCAAAAAACCCAGCUGCCUACCGAAUAUGUUUAUUCCUCACCCACUUCUGGGUGUGAAAAGGACUUUAGAAGCUUUGAGCAGUGCUAGGAAAGCAUAACCCAAUGCCUAGCCUCGGGGUCCAUUGUAAAUGGAGGUUUAUGGUGGCGUGAGAUAAGGGGCCGAAUCCUGUAGGUUAGUCCUAACUAGAGUAGACCCACUGAUUCAAUUGUUGGCUGAGGAGUCAACACCAAAGUAAAUCUUAUUGUUAUCAUCUCACCUUUUCCCCCAGUCCUGGACUCAAGGUGGCUGAUAAAUUUUAAUACAGAUAGAGUCAAUCACAUCAUGCAAAAUUUCAGAUAGUUUUCAGAUUGUUCCAAUGUGCAUCAGACAUUUCUGAUGCUCUUUGGGCACUUCCUAUAUGCAUUAGGCAUUUGUGAUGUGCAUCACACACUUUCUUAUAUGCAUCAGGCAUUUCUGAUAUGCAUCACACAAUUCCUAUGUGCAUUGUGCAUUUCUGAUGUUCAUCGGUCAUUCUUAUGUGCAUCAGAUAUUUCUGAUGCCUGUCAUUCACUUCUUAUGUGCACUAGGCAUUCCUGUUGUUCUCUGGCACUUCCUAGCUGGUAUCCAAAUGUGCAUUGGUGAGUACCCCAAUGCCCAUCAGUGCCCAUUGAGCAUUGGUUCAUGGUGCAUCAGUCACUCUAUCAUGGCAUAACCGAUGCCCAAAUAUUAUAACAUCACAGCUGCCCUUAAGGUACAUGGUGGAACUACUCAGUUCCAUUUUUGGAUGGACGUAAGGCCAUUUACGAAGAAGUAAGUCCCAAAGAGAACGUCAGCCAUAAAAUAGAAAAUAUUUUUUAAAAAAUAUAUUAAAAUGUAUCAAUAGAAUUAAAAGAGGUUAAAAGUGUGACGGUGAAAAAGAAAAACAGUAGAUGUAAACAGUGCAGGACGUUAGGAAAGGCCCUUUCUCCCUGAGCAAUCUGCUCUCAAAGGCCUGGCAGGAAAAGGGGAUCUGCAUCUGCCUCCGGAAGAAUAGAAAGGAGCAUCCACAGAUUUUGGUCCUGGAACCAAACCCCAGCAGAUACUUAGGGCCCACUGCAGCAGCUGAUACAGAAUACUGGUUAUUAUUAUUAUUAUUAUUAUUAUUACUACUACUACUACUACUACUACUACUAUUCUGCUCCCUUCUCCCUGUAUGGAACUCAAGGCAGCUCACAGCAGUCGAAACAAAGAUAGUUUCACAAUUCACAGUGUACAAAAGCAAAAGAUCACAGAACCUGCACUGCACUUUAGACAACUUUUAGUUCUCCGGUUCCCACACCGUUUCUCUACUCACCUUCGUCUGUGCUGUAUGUUGUCCUCCAAAUAGAAUCAAACAGUCACUAGUCCUGGGUGGAAGUCAGAUAAGAAAAGUGGAAGUCAGAGAAGAAAAGACGAGGUGCAAUAAGAAGACCUGUGUUGGGGUCGGUGGGCGAAUGAUUCCUUUUCGGUUGCAUUUGCAACGAUGCUCCUGGGAAAGUGUUUGAGCCUGGAAGGAUGCAAAGGCGUUGGUAUCUGGUUAGAUUUACCAUUUCCUAGAGUCUUCCCUAGCUCCUUACACUUACAAAUGGAAGUGACGAGCCUUUUCAGGGCCGGCCCUAUUGUAAGGUAUAGUGGCCUCAGGCGCCGCAUGUUUGGAGGAAGUAGUGGUGGACUCUUAGUUGUGAAGUCAAAGGCUUUCAUGGUCUGCAUCCAAAGUUUU